AUGGUGGUGAAAGAGAAUGGCCAAGUGACAGAUGUCACGACCAAAACAAAUGGCGGAACGGAUCUUGAAAAGCCACGGAAGAAGGGCUUCGUACGGUGGACAAUCGGACUUGUCGUGAGGCUAUGUAUCUGGUACGCACUCGUGUCGCCAUUCCUCCGAUGCCCAUCCCACCUCGAAGACCUCACGGAAACAUCGCCUCGAGUCUGCAAGCCUUACCUGAUUGCUCGUUCGCAUGUGGAACCUUAUGUGACCCCAUAUUAUGAUAUUUAUGCGGCGCCUUACGUUGACCAGGCCCGACCAUACGGAGAGGUGUUUAAUCAGCGAGUUUAUACCCCGGCAUCGAAGGUUGCAAAAUCAGGAUAUGAAAAAUAUGGGGCGCCGGCAUUGAAGCAAGCUCAGGCAUAUGGAGUUGAGCAAUGGCAACAUCAAGUCACUCCAAGGCUACAUUCUGCUCAAAAUAAGGUGCACCGGCUUUAUUUGGCCGAGGUCGAUCCCUAUGUCCAGAAAUGCGUUGCUGUUGUCUCUCCAUAUUACCAGAGGGCCAACGAUGUUGUGCUCACUGUUUACCAGGGCCACCUGGUACCUUUCUACGCCCGUUCCAAGCCUUUCAUCGGGAAAGCUUACUCCACGGGCCGGGAUAUUUUGACAACCCACAUCAUGCCCCGGGCGCAGUAUACCUGGUCAUCCGCGGUCUACUAUGCUAACAGCUCACUAUGGCCUCACGUUACUGGUCUUUACUCUGAGCAAGUGGAACCCCAGCUGGUCAAGAUUGGCCAGCGGUUGGCAAGCUACAGGGAGGGCAAGCGACUUCGCGCUGUCAUAGAGGACGUGGAUAGCAGCUCAACCGUGCAACCCGUUACCUCCUCGGCCACCAAGUCACAAGAACAAAUUCACACUGAGACCACUGUUACUUCAACCUCUGUGCCCCCGCCUCCUGCCCAACCCACUCUGACUCCUACCGAGCAAGCGCAGCAAGCCCGUGAGAAGAUAGAUUCGGACCUUGAACGGUGGCAGGGAAAGUUCGCUCUCGCAGCUGACAAAGGCAUUGAAGACCUUGAGGAACGUAUUCGGGAAAUCGUGUCCGCCCUGAUUUCAAGCAGCGCGAACGGCCACGGCCAGAGCCUUUCUACCGCGCUUCAGUCGGUUUCCGCUGAGCAGAUUUCCUCGAUAAAGCAACGGAUCAAUGAACUUGCGGAUUCAAUGCCAGAGGAGGACGCCCCAGAGAUCGAGAAGUCUACUAGCGACUUGCUGGUUCGGGAUAUUCGAACUUCUGCAAUCUCUGUGAGAGACCGUGCCCAUGCACUCCGAGAGUGGUCUAUCUCGUUUGAGGACGAACUUGUUCGCCGAGUCACUGCUGCUCUCAAUUCGACACUGAAUGUCCUUGACAGCAUUCGUGAUCUCGGUCUACAGGAGAUUGGCAUGCGCUGGGCGUGGAUGGAUGGUGUCACAUACAAGGAUUGGGCGAAGUACCAUGCCCUCAAAGCCCAACUCGAAGAAUGGGGCAACGAGAUCCGAAAUAUCGGCAUGAACCACAAAUCCGUAUCAGACGCUAGAGCCGUGGCAAGUGACAUCAUGGACCAGGGAAUGCAUGAAGCCGAACAAGCUGCCAGAGAACUUGUCCGGUUGAAGGAUGUUGGAAUCUGGAAGAUUGCCGCUCGUGAUGUAAGCGAUAAUUUCGAAACUCGCACUGAAGCCCCGCCGGCGAGACCAAAGCCCCAGGAGAUUGAGGAACCUGACCAAGAGGCCGCCAAGGUGGAUUUCGACCACGAUGAGUAUUCUGAUAAGGUGGCAGCACCAACAUCCGAUGACGCUUACGAGGAAACUCACUCGACCGAGGCACCUUCCCCAGCUGUCGAUACUGAAGCGGAUUUUGAUGACGCUGAUGAGUCUGUUAUGAAUGAUGAUAUCGUGGUGGAAGAGCAGCCCUCCGCAAGAUCCACCUUUGGUGUUGCGGCUGCCGAUGCAAAUUCGCAUCAAGCACCUAUCAUAGAUGACGAGAGCCACGAUGUCCUGGACAGUCUGGCCAGCAAGGCCAGCGAUACUUACGCCGAUGUGAGCAAUGCUGUCAGUGAAGCUAUCUACGCUGCAUCGACAACCCCUGGAGUCGGUGAGAAGGCAGCAUCAGUGGCCAGUGAACGGUACUCUCUUGCCUGGUCCGCCGCCUCUACCGUUAUCCAUGGCACUCCUCUGAGCCCGGGAGAGCAGGUUUCUAGUGUCGCCUCUGAAAAAUAUAGCGAGGCUGUAGCCGCUGCGUCGUCGGUCAUCUAUGGCACCCCAACACCGAUUGUCCAAUCUUUGAUGGGUGGAGCCAGCUCAGCACUUGCUGAUUCCACGGAUCAAGCUAAAGUACUCUAUGAGAUCGCGAAGUCUCAAGUUCUUGGCCAAAUGGCUGAAUCUAGCGCUCCUGCUCAUGCCCAGCUCCUAGCUUCCAUAGAGUCGGCCUAUUCUGGGUCUUUAAAAUAUGCCACAGAUGAGCUGGAGUCGAAGCUCUGCGCUGUUCGUGCUACCCCGACGCCAUCCAACGCUGGUCCUCUGGGUCAAAUUUCAUCCAUCGCGUCUUCCCGACUAAAUCAGGGACUGAGUUUAGCAUCCGAACAACUAGCUCAAGUGCAGCCACCAGCGACAACAGACAGUCUUCCUCAGGGAGGCCUCCAGCCAUUCGUCCUUGAUGCGCAGCGUCGCUACUACGAGGCAGUUGGGCUGGCCCACGACCACUACUCUGCUUUUGUCUCUACAGCAUCUGGAGCGGUCUAUGGUUCUCCAACCCCCACACCGGUCGGAACCUUCAAGGGAAUCGUUGAGGAAGCUGGGUCUCAAUACGAGCACGCUUCCUCGUUGGCUUCUGCCAGUCUUGCCGCUGUCGUCGCAUCGGCAAGUUCAGUCAUCUCUUCUGGGGAUGGCGGCAAAGUACAAAGUGUUAUUGAUGAUGCUUCGUCCAGAUACAAUGCUGCCCUCUCUGUGGCUUCUUCCUCUCUAUCUGUGGCUUCCAUUUCGGCCAGCUCAGCUAUCUAUGGAACUUCCACCGGCCCUGUAGAGUCUCUUCCCAGUCAAGUAUCCGAAAACUGGGAAAAUCUCAUCUCGAAAGCCAGCGAGCAGAUCUACGGUGCACCAACGCCGUAUCUGCAACACGUAGUGAACAACGGACGUCCGCAGUUUGAGGCAAUCCAAGAACUCGUAUCUGAACUGAUUGUGGGCAAGCAACCUUCAUUUACCGAGAGCGUGCUGAGCAAGCUGCACGCCGCAUACGAGACGCCGUACCCAGCUGCAGCUGUCUCCUCUGCCUCUAGCUACAUCAACCAAGCUUACGGAUCUGCGUCCUCCGCUGCUGCUUCUAUCGUUUCAGAAGCCCCGAAUGUAGAGGACAUCAUUCAACGCGCGGAAGACCAACUCCAUGCUGCUGUCCAAGCUGCUAGCGCUGGUAUCUACGAAACCCCCAAGGGUUCCUACGAAAAAGCCACCGAAGCCGCAGCCGAUGCCUACUCAACGGCUUCCGCUCAGAUCAGUAGUGCUGUUUACGGCAAGGAAUCUAGUUACAUCGAUAGCGCCAAUGAUGCCAUUGAGAAUAUCCAAUCCAAAGCCAGCACCGCUGUCUACGGCGAGGAACCCAACGCAAUGGAGAGUGCAGGUACCCGUCUCAUUGGAGCCCUUGAAAGCGCCAAUUCUCAGCUGGCUCAUCUAGCCGCCAGCUAUGGCAGCGUUGCGUCCGAAGCAGUCGAGACCGCCACAUCCUACGUUGAAGAUACAACAAGCAGCAUUAAGAGUGCUGCAGCCAAAGAUGAACUCUGA
Molecule: messenger RNA, 3786 nt
Organism: Penicillium robsamsonii
Lineage: Eukaryota; Fungi; Ascomycota; Eurotiomycetes; Eurotiales; Aspergillaceae
Exons: 4
Coding region: 1-3786 (1261 amino acids)
Biological process (GO): protein transport
Source: RefSeq, a predicted model, not a curated record